UUGUUGAUUAAGGUUUAAAGGAAAAGUCAUUGGGGCCGCACACGCCGUUACUGGUAAUACCCCUCUCUGUCACCCUCGUACCUCCAGCUUCUAGUAUAUUACUCUUCCCACGGGUUUCUCACGCCUUUUACAAUUUACGAGCAUGCACAUCACACAUUAGCAGCAGGUUAGGAAAUGUAGGUUUAAACAUUAUAUUUGCGCAUAAAUUACAUACAAAAUAAAAAAAUCCAAACCCAGUAACGUGCCCUUAAUAAACAUGGCCGCUUAUCACUCUCUGUCUUCUGCUACAAGGCAGAGUUAUGUGCUCUGUGCUAGGUGCUUAUUGGCUUUCCCUUACACACUUGUCAGACAGAUGUGAUUGUCAUAAUCCGUGGCCAAUAGCUGUGCAGGAAUUCCCCACAUGAUCAGCAGGAGGCAGUAGGGCGGGACAUCCUGUGGCUCUGCUGCUGCACUGUAUCUGUGUUGUUGUGGGUCUGCUGCAUACACUGGAUGCUGCUAGAUAAUGUCUUUACCUACUGGGAGAGAAGCUCGUGGAGGCUCUGGAGCUCCAGUGCAGACAUAUAGUCCACAAAAUGUAAGGCCUACACAGUUGCAGCAAUCUUCUGGGCAGUACUGCUAUGAUACACAAAGUACUCCACCGCCCACUUUUUCUAGCCUGCCAAAUACUGGGUACAUGCCUCCAAGGCCUGAUUACAUGUGUUAUCCGCCACCUGUUACUCCACCAACACAAAGUACAGUAAACCAAUGUCUUCCCAGGCCGACCUAUCCUGUACGGCAGAGUUACCCAAUUCCACCUUGUUUUCCUCCCGUCCCCCCUCCAUCUGCUGGCGCACCUACUGCACAAAGCACCUAUCCUUAUAUGGUGCCUCCACUAAUGCCACCACCACCUAUGAUGCCUCCUCCACUGCCUCAUGUGGGCUAUCAGCCAGUAUAUCCAUCUGGAUAUCCACCACAGACCUUCCCUCCACCAAUUCCUCCUCCUCAGCCAGUGCCCAGCUUUAAUAACUACCAGCAAAAUUCAACUUCUUUUCAAGGCAGCAGCCACUAUAGACACACAAGUCAUGGUCAGUACCAGACAGAUAAACCCCAGAGUGAUCGCAGAACGCCAGAUAGGGGAAAACACUAUGAUGCUCACCGUCGCAGAGAAUACAGUCACGGUGACAGGCACCGCUCUGAAAAACAUGGAGAGCGAAGAGAUCGAGGCAGGAGCCCUGAUCGGGCAAGAAGGCAAGAUAGUAGUCGACGUAGAUCAGAGCACGAAUACAGUAGGACACCCUCUCGUGGAAGGACCCCUCCACGGCAUGGAAGUUAUGAGCGUAGCAGGGAAAGGCACAGACAUCGGGAAAGCCGACGAUCACAGAGUUCUGAAAGAAGUUAUCGGAAGAGACCAAAAAGUCCAUCUCCUAGUAGAGAGCGUAAGAAAGUAAGGUGGGAAAAUGAAGACAAAGACAGUACCUCUGAAAGCCUAUCGUCUACCAAGGAAAAAAGUUAUACUAGCUUAAAAGACAAGAAUCUCCUGGACGACAGCCUGUUGGAGAAAAAUGAUGAGGAAGAUGAAGAUUUGCUGAAGCCUGUGUGGGUUCGUUGCACCCAUUCUGAAAGCUACUACUCUAGUGACCCAAUGGAUCAAGUAGGUGAUUCCACAGUGGUCGGGACAAGCCGGCUGCGAGAUUUGUAUGACAAGUUUGAAGAAGAACUUGGCAAGCGUCAAUCGAAAGCUAGAUCGGCCAGGCCAGCAUGGGAGCCACCAAAGACCAAAUUAGAUGAGGAUUUAGCACCGGGAUCCGGUCUUCCGCAGCAGCAGUGUAAGUAUCGGUGUGUAUCCCACCCGGAGGCAGCAGUCACAGGGAGAACUACAUCUCCCAGCAGUCCCCUCACUUCCCAGUGGAAAGAUGGAGAGGAGAUGACUAGUAGCCGUGGAGACCACCGGACCGAAACCUCCAGUGACUCUGAAUGUGAUACAGAUGAUGAUAGCUGCUCCAGCAGCUCAGACUCCGAGGUGUUUGAUGUGAUCGCGGAAAUAAAGAGAAAGAAAGCUCACCCUGACCGUCUUCACGAGGAGCUCUGGUAUAAUGACCCUGGCCAGAUGAAUGAUGGCCCCCUCUGUAAGUGCAGUAUUAAAGCGAAACGGACUGGCAUUCGACACAGCAUUUAUCCUGGAGAGGAGUCGAUUAAAGCCUGCCGUCCAAUGACAAACAAUGCAGGCCGACUUUUCCACUACAGGAUCACAGUGUCUCCACCAACCAAUUUCUUAACCGACCGGCCGACUGUUGUGGAGUAUGAUGAUCAUGAAUAUAUUUUUGAAGGCUUUUCUAUGUUCUCUCAUUCUCCGCUCACAAGUAUUCCCCUGUGCAAAGUAAUCCGGUUUAACAUUGACUACACAAUUCAUUUCAUUGAGGAAAUGAUGCCAGAGCAUUUCUGUGUGAAGGGACUGGAACGAUUCUCUUCCUAUCUGUUCAGGGACAUAUUAGAGCUUCAUGACUGGAAUCUUAUUGGUCCUUCUGCGGAAGAUCAUAGCCCUACAUGUCCUCAGUUUCAUUUUAUGCCUCGUUUUGUGAGAUUUCUGCCAGAUGGAGGUAAAGAAGUCCUUUCCAUGCACCAGGUAUUAUUAUACCUGCUACGAAGUAACAAGGCUUUAGUUCCCGAAGAGGAGAUUGCAAACAUGCUCCAAUGGGAGGAGCUAGAGUGGCAGAAGUAUGCAGAAGAAUGCAAAGGAAUGAUCGUCACCAACCCUGAAAUGAAACCUAGCUCUGUUCGGAUUGACCAGCUUGACAGAGAGCAGUUUAACCCAGAAGUGAUUACUUUUCCCAUUAUAGUCCAUUUUGGUAUAAGACCUGCCCAGCUCAGUUAUGCUGGAGACCCACAGUACCAGAAGCUAUGGAAAAGUUAUGUAAAGCUGCGCCAUCUAUUGGCUAAUAGCCCCAAAGUCAAACAAGCUGAUAAGCAGAAAUUGGUCCAGAGGGAGGAAGCUCUUCAAAAAAUCCGACAGAAGAACACAAUGAGGCGUGAAGUAACAGUAGAACUGAGUAGCCAGGGUUUUUGGAAAACUGGUGUGCGUUCGGAUGUCUGCCAGCAUGCAAUGAUGUUGCCGGUGUUGACCCAUCACAUUCGAUACCACAGGUGCCUGAUGCAUUUAGAUAGACUAAUUGGAUAUGUGUUUAAGGAGCGCUGCUUGCUGCAGUUAGCAAUGACACAUCCAAGCCACCAUUUAAAUUUUGGAAUGAACCCUGAUCAUGCUCGCAACUCUCUUUCAAAUUGUGGAAUAAGACAGCCAAAAUAUGGUGAUCGAAAAGUUCAUUACAUGCACAUGCGGAAAAAAGGAAUAAAUACACUGAUAAACAUUAUGUCUCGUCUGGGGCAAGAAGAUCCAACCCCUUCACGGAUAAAUCACAAUGAACGCCUGGAAUUCUUAGGUGAUGCUGUCGUUGAGUUUUUAACAAGUGUCCACCUGUACUAUUUAUUUCCCAGUCUGGAAGAAGGAGGAUUGGCCACAUAUCGGACAGCUAUAGUGCAAAAUCAACAUCUUGCUAUGCUGGCUAAGAAACUGGAGUUGGAUCGAUUCAUGCUGUAUGCCCAUGGACCGGACCUGUGUAGAGAAUCAGAUUUGCGUCAUGCUAUGGCGAACUGCUUUGAAGCGCUAAUGGGUGCAGUUUAUCUGGAAGGUGGACUAGAAGAAUCCAAGCAGUUAUUUGGUAGAGUGCUCUUUAUCAAUCAGGACCUGCGGGACGUGUGGCUUAAUUAUCCACUACACCCACUUCAACUCCAGGAGUCUAACACUGAUCGACAAUUGAUUGAGACAUCACCGGUUCUGAAGAAGCUGACAAGUUUUGAAGAGGCAAUUGGCGUUAACUUUACACACAUACGGCUUCUGGCUCGAGCUUUCACCUUGAGAACAGUGGGAUUUAACCAUUUGACCUUAGGCCACAACCAGCGGAUGGAAUUCCUGGGUGACUCUAUAAUGCAGCUGGUAGCCUCAGAAUAUUUAUUCAUACAUUUCCCUGAUCAUCACGAGGGCCACUUAACGCUGCUGCGUAGUUCGCUGGUGAACAACAGGACCCAGGCCAAGGUAGCGGAAGAACUGGGUAUGCAGGAGUUUGCCAUCACAAAUGAUAAAACAAAGAGGCCCGUGGCCCUCAGGACCAAGACCUUGGCUGAUCUGCUUGAAUCGUUUAUUGCUGCACUUUAUAUCGAUAAGGACUUGGAAUAUGUUCACACGUUUAUGAAUGUAUGCUUCUUCCCGCGACUGAAGGAGUUUAUUUUAAAUCAAGACUGGAAUGAUCCUAAAUCACAGCUUCAGCAAUGCUGUUUGACUCUAAGAACUGAAGGGAAAGAGCCCGAUAUUCCCCUGUACAAGACUCUUCAGACAGUGGGACCCUCACAUGCCAGAACAUAUACCGUGGCUGUAUAUUUCAAAGGCGAACGAAUUGGUUGUGGUAAAGGACCAAGUAUUCAGCAGGCAGAGAUGGGAGCUGCUAUGGACGCCUUGGAAAAAUAUAACUUCCCCCAGAUGGCUCAUCAGAAGCGUUUUAUCGAACGGAAGUACAGACAGGAAUUGAAAGAAAUGAGGUUGGAGAAGGAACAACAAGAGAACACAGAAGACGUGAGAAAAUAAAGGUUGCCAUUCUUACAGUAUCCAUUUAAUCUCACUGGGGGCAGCUGCCAUACAGAAUCAUCUUGCCUGUUAGCUCGUGUUUACAGACAACACAUGCUGUGUCCAGUUAAAUGGUAGAGAAAUCAUGGACUGGAAAUAUAUAUAUAUUUUAUUUAUUAUCAUUACUUAUUGGUUCUUUUUUUAGAUGUUAAAAUUUUAGAGAAUUUUAGGUCUUUUUUAUAAUUAUUUCCAGAAUGCCUUUUAAUUCUAGAUGUUUGUUUUUUUAUAAAGAAUUGUAUGAAUUAAAAUUGAAAAUUGAUACA
Molecule: messenger RNA, 4914 nt
Organism: Pseudophryne corroboree (corroboree frog)
Lineage: Eukaryota; Metazoa; Chordata; Amphibia; Anura; Myobatrachidae
Gene: DROSHA
Product: drosha ribonuclease III
Exons: 33
Coding region: 503-4612 (1369 amino acids)
Biological process (GO): pre-miRNA processing; primary miRNA processing; rRNA processing
Cellular component (GO): nucleus; microprocessor complex
Molecular function (GO): ribonuclease III activity; RNA binding
Source: RefSeq, a predicted model, not a curated record